AAUCUUACAACUGGAGAGCAAAGUCCACUCUUGAACAUGCAGAAAUGGAUCACUUCCUGACCCAACGUGAUUCCAAAGAAAACAAUGUCGGAAAGUGUCGAAAAAGUGGGAAAAUACUCCAAGCAAAAUCCAAUUUCAGUAACCACUGCAAAAUUGGAAAGAACGAUAAUAAUAAUAACACUACUCCCCAUAAAAUGAUCCACGUGAGGGAGAAGCCCUAUAAAUGUGUGGACUGUGGAAAGAGCUUUAGGUGGAGUAGUAAUCUCAACUACCAUAAAAGGAUCCAUACAGGGGAAAAACCCUAUAAAUGCAUAGACUGUGGAAAAAGUUUCCGUAUGAAUAGUUCCCUUAUUUUUCAUAAAAGGAUCCACACAGGAGAGAAACCCUAUAAAUGCAUGGACUGUGGAAAAAGCUUCACUAUGAACAGUUCCCUUACUCAUCAUAAAAGGAGCCACACAGGAGAGAAACCCUAUAAAUGCCUGGAGUGUGGAAAGAGCUUCAGUAGCAGCAGUUACCUAUCCUCCCAUAAAAGGAUCCACACAGGGGAAAAACCCUAUAAAUGCAUGGACUGUGGAAAAAGUUUCAGUUUGAACAGUUCCCUUACUUCCCAUAAAAAGAUUCACACAGGAGAGAAACCGUAUAAAUGCCUGGAGUGUGGAAAAAGCUUCAGGAACAGGGAUUACCUGACCUGCCAUAAAAGGAUCCAUACAGGGGAAAAACCUUAUAAAUGCACAGACUGUGGAAAGACCUUCAACUGGCAUGGUCACCUAAUGUCUCAUAAAUGGAUUCACACAGGAGAAAAACCCUAUAAAUGCGUACAUUGUGGAAAAAGUUUCAGUAAGAACAGCUCCCUUACUUCUCAUGAAAGAAUCCAUACGGGAGAGAAACCCUAUCAAUGUAUAGAAUGUGGGAAGAGCUUCACCACAAGUAGUGAGCUUAAUUCUCAUAAAAGGGUGCACACAGGAGAGAAACCCUAUAAAUGCACAGAGUGUGGAAAGAGCUUCAGUAGCAGCAGUUAUCUGUCUUCCCAUAACAGGAUCCAUUCAGGGGAAAAACCGUAUAAAUGCAUGGAGUGUGGAAAAAGCUUCAGUAUGAACAGUUCCCUUACUUCUCAUAAAAGGAUCCAUACGGGAGAGAAACCCUACAAAUGCACAGAGUGUGGGAAGAGCUUCACCCAAAGGGGUCAGCUUACUUCUCAUAAAAGGAUCCACACAGGUGAGAAACCCUAUAAAUGCAUGGAGUGUGGAAAAAAAUUCAGGAACCGGGGUCACCUGACCUCUCAUAAAAGGAUCCAUUCAGGGGAAAAACCCUAUAAAUGCUUGGAGUGUGGAAAAAGCUUCAGUAUGAACAGUUCCCUUACUUCUCAUAAAAGGAUUCACACAGGAGAGAAGCCAUUUAAAUGCAUGGAGUGUGGGAAGAGUUUCAGCAAAAGCCGUUCCCUUACUUCCCAUAAUAGGAUCCACACAGGGGAGAAGCCCUAUAAAUGUGUGGACUGUGGAAAGAGCUUUAGGUGGAGUAGUAAUUUAACCGCCCAUAAAAGGAUCCAUUCAGGGGAAAAGCCUUAUAAGUGCACAGACUGUGGAAAGACUUUCAAUUGGCAUGGCCACCUGAGUUAUCAUAAGAGAAUUCACACUGGUGAGAAACCCUAUAAAUGCCUGGAGUGUGGAAAAAGCUUUAGGAACAGGGGUAACCUGACCUCCCAUAAAAGGAUCCAUACUGGGCAAAAACCUUAUAAAUGUACAGACUGUGGAAAGAGCUUCAAACGGAAUGGUGAUCUAACUUCCCAUAACAGGAUCCACACAGAGGAAAAACUAUAUCAGUGCACAGAGUGUGGGAAAAGCUUCAGGUGGAAAAGUCAGCUUACUUCCCAUAAAAGAAUCCACACAGGGGAGAAACCAUAUAAAUGCACAGAAUGUGGAAAGAGUUUUUGUGAGAACAGGUUCCUUACUUCCCAUAAAAGAAUCCACAGAGGGGAGGAAAAAUAUGCAUGCAUGGUGUGUGGAAAGAGUUUCAGGUGGAGCGAUCAACUUACUUCCCAUAAAAGGAUGCAUACACGGGAAAAAUCCUAUAACUGCAUAGACUGUGGAAAAAGCUUCAGUAUCAAAAGUUCCCUUAGGUAUCAUAAAAAGAUCCAUACGGGAGAGAAACCAUAUCAAUGUGUAGAGUGUGAGAAGAGCUUCAGUAGUAGUGGUUCCCUCACUUCCCAUAAAAGGGUCCACACAGGAGAGAAACCCUAUCAUUGCACAGAGUGUGGAAAGAGCUUCAGUUUGAACAGUUCCCUUACUUCCCAUAAAAGGAUCCACACAGGAGAAAAACCAUAUAAAUGCGUAGAUUGUGGAAAAAGCUUCAGUAUGAACAGUUCCCUUAGGUAUCAUAAGAAGAUCCAUACAGGAGAGAAACCAUAUCAAUGCAUAGACUGUGGGAAGAGCUUCAGUGAUAGUAGCUCCCUUGCCUCCCAUAAAAGAGUCCACACAGGAGAGAAACCCUAUCAAUGCACAGAGUGUGGGAAGAGCUUCAGUUUGAACAGUUCCCUUACUUCUCAUAAAAGAAUCCAUACGGGAGAGAAAAAAUAUGCCUGCAUGGUGUGUGGAAAGAACUUCAUGUGGAGCAAACAACUUACUUCCCAUAAAAGGACUCACAUGGGGGAGAUGCCUUUAGGGACUGAAGUGUCCUGAAUUCCUCUAAAAGGAUCCGGUAUGUUAUGAAACAUAUAAAGGCAUGGAACCCAGAGAGAGUCAACCUGUUGAGCUGCCUUUCUUCCCAUAAAAGGAUCCACUCUGAAAAUCAAGGAUCCUGUGGAAAGAGGUUGAGGUGAACAGUCCUUCUUUUGGAGGAUCGCCAUAGGAGAAUCAGAAUAAAUGCAUGGAUUAUGGAAAGAGCUCCCCAGGAUAGUAAUACCAGAGGUAUUACCUAGUCAAUUAGGUCCAGCUCAUGAGACUCUCUUAUUAAAUUGUCCCACUCAUUACGUCAAAACCUCUCAAACCCUCUGCCUGGUCAAGCUGCUUUAUCUAGGCAGAAGCAACAUCUGAAGCAAGUCUGGGAUCUGGCUCCAGGUUUUGGGGAGAAAUGGCAUAUGCAAGCAAAGCGGGGGGAAAUGAGAGUAUUUUAGCUCUAAUUGUAUUGAAAAUACCAGCCUUCGUUAAACACGUAGCAACAUACUUAAGCUAUAUGAUUUUUCAUAUAACCCAGUGUGCAUAGCUGUGGUUUAUCAGUGAAAAUCUCCCCCAAAUGUUUAUAUGUACGUGCCCGUUUAGUAUGUCUCUGGGUGCAAAAUUGCAUUAACCCGACUGAAAGCAGAAGUGUAGCCAGUGUGUUU
Molecule: messenger RNA, 3316 nt
Organism: Python bivittatus (Burmese python)
Lineage: Eukaryota; Metazoa; Chordata; Lepidosauria; Squamata; Pythonidae
Source: RefSeq, a predicted model, not a curated record